GAACAGGAUUCCUUGAUAUCAUACUCAAAAACCCUGCAUGACUACACUCUCAAACUGUGGACGGAGUCCAGGAGAGUCGCGGAAGAGAAGGCGAGAAUCAAGCUUGCUCGAAUGGAGGAAGAGGCACGAACACGCAAUGGGACUGAUUCUCGCAACUCACCCACCACUCAGCGACCU
This is a messenger RNA of Suillus clintonianus, 177 nucleotides long. RefSeq lists its product as uncharacterized. The transcript has a single exon. NCBI's taxonomy places the organism in Eukaryota, Fungi, Basidiomycota, Agaricomycetes, Boletales, Suillaceae. The annotation marks the transcript as partial. The record is from RefSeq and is a predicted model, not a curated record.